AUGGCAGCUUCUCGCCCUCUCCCGGUGACCCCGGACCUGCCCACGCUGCGUGCCAAGUUGCAGGGACUGCUGCGGUUUCUGAGGGACACCCUGUCUAUUUCCAACGCACACACGGUGGAUUUCUACACGGAAUCCGUGUGGGAGGAGCUGGUCGACUUGCCCCCGGAGACAGUGCUGGCUGCACUGAGGAAGUCAGCUUCGGAGGCGGAGGUCCGGCCCUCAGAGGCGCGCCCCCUAAUGGAAGCAGAGGGGGAAACAGAUAUGACUGAUUUUCCCAAAAUAUUUUGUGAAACUUCUCAGAAGCUGGUGAGUGUGGAAGCCUUUGCUCUGGCUGCGAAAUACUAUUCCAUACAAAACUUGGGAAUAUGUACUUCUUUUGAACAGUUGCUGGUAGUCCUUCAAGGAAAUCAAAACCAGAGAAUUGGUAAAACUUUGAAGGCAGUUGAGUUUAUGAAUAUGAAGAAAUCUCAUGAAGUUCAGGCAAUGUCAGAGCUGAUCAGCAGUAUUGCUGACUACUAUGGACUAAAGCAGGUGAUUGACUUGGGUUCCGGGAAAGGCUACCUAAGCUCCUUUUUGUCCUUGAAGUAUGGCUUAAAAGUUUAUGGAAUUGAUUCCUCAAAUACCAAUACUCAUGGAGCUGAGGAGAGAAACAGAAAAUUGAAGAAACAUUGGAAACUGUGUCAUGCUCAGUCAAGAUUAGAUGUCAGUGAACUGGCAUUAAAAAUGUCAAAAGAAAGGAAAGCGCAAAAUGCAAUUAAAAAUAAAGCAGAUAUUGAGGAAGUUUUUAAUAACAGUCUUACAAAUCAAGAAAAGAUGUCUACCUCAGAUUUUUUACCUGAUUUUUCUGGCUCUGUGAUUUCUAAUAUCAGAAAUCAGAUGGAAACCCUACAUUCUCAGCCACAUCAGGAAGAAAAUUUGUGUUUUGAAAAUGUCUUUCCUCUUAUAGACCUUUUGCCUAUUAAUGCCAUAGAGCCUACUUCUUCACAGCAAAUACCCAACAGAGAAACAUCUGAAGUCAAUAAAGAGAGAAGAAAAAUGACAUCAAAGUCAAGAGAAUCAAAUAUAUAUUUACCUUUAACCUCUUUUAUCACUGCUGACUCAGAACUCCAUGACAUUAUUGAAGAUUUGGAGGAUUGUUUGAUAGUAGGUCUACACACUUGCGGUGAUCUGGCUCCAAAUACUUUGCGAAUAUUUACUUCCAACUCUGAAAUCAAGGGAGUUUGCAGUGUGGGUUGUUGCUACCACCUCUUAUCUGAAGAAUUUGAAAACCAGCAUAAAGAAUGUACUCAGGAAAAGUGGGGAUUUCCAAUGUGCCGCUAUUUAAAGGAAGAGAGAUGGUGCUGUGGUCGUAAUGCCAGAAUGUCAGCAUGUUUGGCAUUGGAGCGGGUUGCAGUUGGCCAAGGGCUGCCUACUGAAUCACUCUUCUAUCGUGCUGUUCUUCAGGAUAUUAUUAAAGAUUGUUAUGGCAUCACCAAAUGUGAUCAGCAUGUUGGUAAAAUUUAUUCCAAAUGUUCUUCAUUUCUGGAUUAUGUCAGAAGGUCUCUAAAGAAGCUUGGAUUAGAUGAGUCCAAGAAGAUCACAGUGAUACUAAUCUUUGGAUAACUUCCUCUAUCAACCUGAGAAUAUCAGGAAACACUUCAGCCUCCUUGCCACUGACUUUGUCUUCCCUGACUUCUUUGACAGGAUCUGCUGAUGCGUUCACCUUCACAUACACUUACUUUAGUUCUUAAGCCAGUUAUGUCCUAACCAAGAACCUUCAGUCCCACCAUCAAGUGGUGAGAACUAUCUCAGUUGCUAACCCGUCUUCUUAUCACAUAUGAUGUGGGGAGGGUCUCUGAACAACUGUAUCUGUCAUCUACUCAUUUAACCCAUACUCCAUAAAAUUAUAGUAUGUGGUCUACCUUUGCUUAUCUACACCCCCCUUAUAUCGAUUUAUUUUUUUAAAAUUGAAUAAACAAACACAUGGAGGAGAAGAGACAAAUGUCCCAUGGAAAAGAGCUCCAAAUAAUUUAUAUAAUAUAUUUCCCCCUCGAGGAGUUAGAGCAAAACUCCCCAUUCUUUAAGUGUGGCCUGUACAUAAUGACUUUUUUUCCGAAGAGCAUAAGUAUGUGAAGCAGGAAAAAUGAUGAACUUUCCAGUGAAGAAUCUGACAAACAGAAUCUGAGCCAGGUAAUCAAGAUCAAUGUGAACAGUGAUAAUUCAUGUUGAUAGUAUGUACUCUUGUUAUAAGGUAAGAAAUAUGGUGCUUUAUUCCUAUAGUAUUUCUUUCAAAAACCUAUCUCUAGUCUGUAUAUGAGAAAAAUAUCCCACUGGAGAAACAUUCUACAAAAUACAUUCUACAGAAAACAUUCUACAAAGUACUGGUCAGCCAGUACUUCUCAAAACUGUCAAGGUCUGCAAAAACAAGGCAAGUCUGCAAAAUCAUCAAAGCCAAGAGGACUAAUUGCAAUGUGGUUUUCUGGAUGGGAUUCUAGACCUGGAAAAGGACAUUACAUAAAAACUAAGGAAAUUUGAAUAUAAUGUGGACUUUUGUUCAUACUAAUGUAUUAAUAUUGGUUUACUAAUUAUAACAAACAUACCAUAUUGUAAAAUGUUAAGAGAAGAAAAGAGUAUAGAGUAUAUGGAAAUUCUGUCCUAUUCUCAAAAUUUCUGUAAAUUAAAACUGUUAUAAAAUGUAUUUAUUUUUUAGGAACAUCAUGAGGUAACUAAUGUUUACCAAACCUUUGCUUUAUGCCAGGCACUAUGCUAAAAGUUUAUAUUAUCUUUUAUAUUUGUUUAUAUUAUCUUACUGAAUACUAAGGAUGGCCUUAUGAAAUAAGUGACAUUAUUAUUGUUUUAUAGAUGAAGAAAUUGAGACAGAAGUUAAGUGGAUUUCUUUAGGCCAAAAUCUAGGAAAUUUGGAGGAAGGAUUUCAAUCCAGAUUCCUAACUCUAGAACUCAUGCUUCUGUUUGUCAUACUUACAUAACUUACUAACAGACUUGAGUACAAGAAUGCUUGUUUGGCGUUUUUCCAAAACUAGCAAUCGUCAGGCAAGCAAACCUAUGAGAAAAAAUAAAGAAAAAAUUUAUGCUUGUCACAGACAAAAUAAAUGUACUUCUAAAACAGAUUAAGGAAUUAAAGUUUGAAAUAAAGGCAGAAAAAAAAAGCAAGGAAUGAUGAAUCUUACUGAAGAGUUAAAGAAGACAUGCUUGUAUCCAGGACUUUAACUCAUGAAAGUCUGGCUGAUUGGAUGAAACUAGUCAAAUAUAUGAAACAUUUUGGGUACUAAGACAUAUACUGUCUAAUGCACAGAAUAAUAUCAGAGUUAAAAUCACUAUCACCAAACUACAAGGAAAGUGGGAAGAAAAAAAAAACCUCAAGCACCUGAACAUGAUUUCUUAUAUAUUGUCCCCCACUCCAGUUUCUCUUCAGGACUGGGUAUCUUCCUGUAGGUGACUCAGAGCCCACUAAGUAGCCCCUGCGAGGGCCCCACUGCACAUCUUAACUCAUGCUAGUUCCUUUUUCUAGAGACUAGGAGUUAAGCAGUACAGGGCAAUGGCAUUCAUUACCAGUACUUUCAGCUGCCAUUCAGUGUGUACUCUCAAUUUACAAGUUUGCAUGUCUGUUCUUGCCUAAGGAUGACCUAUGCCAGGCAGUGCUUCCAUUCCAGUGCCUUCCUUUUAUCUUCAGGAAGUUGAAGAGGCUCACGCUGGCUUUAAUACUCAGUAAUGAUGUCUAUAUAUGAGACCAUGAAUAUGUAUUCAUGACCAUGGAUAUACAGUGCUAUAGACUGCUAGAACUUAAACCUCUUAUCUAGUUAUAAUUUUGUAUUCUUUAACUAAUGUCUCUGUAUACCCCACUUCACCCUACCCUUCCAGGUUUCUGCAAUCCUCUAUACUACAUUUUAUUUCUAUGAGAUUAACGUUUUCUCCAGCUUCUACAUAUGAGAGAGAACUUACCAUGUUUAACUUUCUGAUCCUGGCUUAUUUCACUUAACAUAAUGAAUAUACAUGUCUAUAACAUGAGACCAUGAAUAUACUUCUAACAUCUAUAUUUAAGGUGUGUAUAUACUGAGAGAUACUCUCUUCAUUUUAAAAUUUUCUUAUAAUCUCUGUGAUCUAAUGAGACUUUUUUUUUUUUUGAGUCAGAGUCUUACUCUGUUGCCCAGGCUGGAGUGCAGUGGCACAAUCUCACUGCAACCUCCGCCUCCUGGGUUCAAAUAAUUCUCCUGCCUCAGCCUCCCAAGUAGCUGGGACUACAGGUGCACACCACCACAUUCAGCUAAUUUUUUUGUAUUUUUAGUAGAGAUGGGGUUUCACCAUGCUAGCCAGGAUGGUCUCAAUCUCCUGACCUCAUAAUCCACCCACCUUGGCCUCCCAAAGUGCUGGGAUUUAAGUUUAAUUUAAAAAGUUGAUUAAAGCAUGAAGUCAAAUCUUUAAGCCCUGAAGUUUUCACUUAAAAACAUAUAAAUACAGUCAUUCCUUGCUAUCCUCAAAGGAUUGGUUCCAGGACUCCCAUGGAUAUCCAAAUCCAUGGAUGCUCAAGUCCCUAGUGUCAUAGUAUUUGCAUAGAACCUAUGCAUAUCCUCCUGUAUACUUUAGACAAUAUCUAGACUGCAAAUAAUACCUAAUACAGUGUAAAUGCAAUGUAAGUAGUUGUUAUACUGUAUUGUUUUUUAUUGUUUUCUUUUUUUAAUAUAUAUUUUGUCUUUUAUGUUUUUUAAAUGGACACAUUAUUGUAUAUAUUUAUGAUGUACAUAGUGAGGUUGUAAUAUAUUAUGUGUAUAGUGAUUAGACUAGGAUGAUUAGCAUGUCCAUCAUCUCAAACAUUUAUUAUUCCUUUGUGUUGUGGGCAUUCAGGGUCCUCCUUCCAGCUAUUUGAAACUAUAUAGUAUAUUAUUGUGAACUAUAUUCAUCCUACAGUAUAUAGACCACUAGAACUUAAUCCUCUCAUCUAGCUAUAAUUUUGUAUUCUUUAACAAAUCGCUCUCAUAAUGCACUUCCCCCUACCCUUUCAAGCCUUCGGAGUCCUCUGUACUACAUUCUACUUUUUUUUUUUUUUUUUGGUUUCUUGCAUCUGAGUGAGAACAUACUACAUUCUACUUUUUUUUUUUUUUCCAGUUUCUGCAUCUGAGUGAGAACAUACUAUGUUUUUAAUGUUCUGAUCCUGGCUUAUUUCACUUAACAUAAUGUUCUGCAGUUCUACACAUGUUGCCAGGAAUGAAAGAUUUCAUUAUUUUUUAUGGCCGAAUCAUAUUUGUUUAUACAUACCACAUUUUCUUUGUCCCUGUUAAUCUGUUGAUGAACACCUAGGUUGAUUCAAUAUCUUGGCUAUUAUAAAUUGUGCUAAACAUAGGGAUACCAGAGUUUACUAUAUCAAAUCAAUGUCUUUGAUAUAUUGAUUUCUUUUCCUUUGGGCAAAUGCCAGGCAGUGGGAUUGCUAGAUCUUAUGAUAGUUCUAUUUAUAGUUCUUUCAGGAACCUCUAGCCUCUUCUCCAUAGUGACUAUACUAGUUUACAUUCUCACCAAAAGUGUAUAGGAGUUCCUUUUUUCUGCAUCUUUGCCAACAUUUUUUAUUUUUUAUCUUUUUUAUUAGAGCCAUUCUAAUUGGGUGAGAUGAUACGUCGUUGUGGUUUUGAUUUGCAUUUCCCUGAUUAUUUGUGAUGUUGAGCAUUUUUUUCUAUGCUUUAUGGCCAUUUGUAUGUGUUCUUUUGAGAAAUGUCAGUUCAGAUUAUUUGUCCGUUUUUUUCCUUAGAUUUUGGGUUUGCUGUUGUUGUUGUUGUUUUGCUGUUGAAAUAUUUGAGUUCCUUGUAUAUUCUGGAUAUUAAUUACCAGUUGGAUGAAAAGUUUGGAAAGUUUUUCCCCUAGUCUGUAGGUUGAAUUCACUCUGAUGAUUGUUUUCUUUGCUUUGCAAAAGCUUUUUUUAGGUUGAUAUAAUCCUCUUUUCCUAUUUUCUGCUUUACUUGCCUGUGCUUUUGAGGUCUUACUCAAAAAUAUUUUUCCAGAGCAAUAUCCUAAAGCAUUUCUCCUAGUAGUUUUGUUGUUUGGGGUCUUAUAUUUAGGUCAUGGAUCCAUUUUGAGUUGAUUUUUGUAUAGGAUGAGAAGUGAGGUGUCUAGUUUAAUUCCUCAGCAUGUAGAUAUCUAGUUUUCCCAGACAUUUAUGGAAGUGACUGUUCUUUCUCCAAUGUAGAUUUUUGACAUCUUUGUCAAACAUUAGUUGACUGAAGACAUGUGAAUUUAUUUCUGGGAUCUCUAUUCUAUUGCAUUUGUCUAUGUUUCUGUUUUCAUGCCAGUGUCAUGUUGUUUUGAUUAUAACAGCUUUGUAAAAUAUUUUGAAGUCUAGUAAUGUGAUGCUUCCAGCUUUGUUCUUUUUGUUCAAGACAACUGUGGCUAUUCUGGAUCUUUCAUAACUCCAUACAAAUUUUUUUUCUAUGUAGAAUGUCAUUGGUAUUUUGAUAGGGAUUGCAUUGAACCUGUACAUUGCUUUGGGUAGUAUGGUCAUUUUAACAUUAUUAAUUCUUUGGAUCCAUGAGCAUGGAAUGUUUUUCCAUUUUUUUCUAUCCUCUUCAGUUUCUUCAGUGUUUUAUUGUCUUCCUUGUAGAGGUCUUUUACCUCCUUGGUUAAAUUUAUUCAUAUAUAUUUUAUUUCCUUUAUAGCGAUUGUGAGUGGAAUUGACUUCUUGAUAUUUUUUAUUGCAUUUUAGGUUUUGGGGUACAUGUGAAGAACAUGCAAGAUAGUUGCAUAGGUACACAUGUGGCAGUGUAAUUUGCUGCCUUCCUCCCUUUCACCUAUAUCUGGCAUUUCUCCCCCUGCUAUUUUAAUCUAGUUAAUUAUGUAUAGAAAUUCAACAAUUUUUACAUGUUGACUUUGUGUUCUGCAAGUCUACUAAAUUAUUCUACAAAUUUUCUAGGUAGAACCUUUAGGUUUUUCUAUCUAUAAUAAGAUCAUGUCAUCUGCAAACAGGGAUAAUUUUACUUUCUCCUUUCCAAUUUGGAUUUCCUCUAUUUCUUUCUUUUGCCUAGUUGUCCCGAUUAGAACUUCCAAUACUAUAUUGCAUGAGAGUGGUAAGACUGGGCAUUUUUUACCUGUUAAAGUUCGUAGAGGAAAAGAUUUCAGUUUUUUCCCCUUUCAGUAUGAUGUUAGCUGUGGAAUUGUCAUAUGUGGCCUUUAUUAUGUUGAAGUAUAUUUCUCCUAUGUCCAGGUUUUUUUAAGUUUUUAUCAUGAAGGGAUAUUGAAUUUUAUUCAAUGUUUUUUUCUACAUCUAUUGAAAUAACAACAUAGUUUUUGUCCUUCAUUCUAUUGAUGUGCUGUGUCGCAUUUAUUUGUGUAUGUUGAACCAGCCAUGCAUUUCUGAGAUAUAUCUUACUUGAUCAUAGUGUUAUUAUCUUUUUAAUAUUCUGUUGGAUUCAGUUUGCUAGUAUUUUGUUGAUAAUUUUUGUGUUUAAUGUUUGUUAGAGGUAUUGUCCUGUAGUUUUAUGUUUUUGUUGUUGUGUCCUUAUCUGGUUUUGGUAUCAGCGUUAUGCUGGCUUCAUAUAAUGAGUUAGUAAGAAUUCCCUACACUUUAAUUAUUUGCAAUAGUUUCAAUGGUAUUCAUUCUUUUUUAGUUUUAGUAGAAUUCAUCUGUGAAGCCAUCCAGUCCUGGAAUUUUCUUUGUUUGGAAGACUUUUAUUAAUCACUGAUUCAAACUUACUACUUGUUAUUGGUCUAUUCAGGUUUUCUGGUUCUUCCUGGUUCAAUGCUGGUAGGUUAUAUGUGUCUAGGAACUUACCUAUUUGCACUGCCUUUUCUAAUUUUUUGGUGCAUAGCUGUUCAUAGUAGUUUCUAAUGAUUCUUUGUUUUUGUGGUAUUUGUUGUGACAUCCCUGUUUUUGUUUUGUAGUUUUUAAUUUUGGUUCUUACUGCCUUUUUUUUUUUUUAGUUUGUCUCACUAAUUGUUUGCAGAUUUUGUUUAUCUUUUCAAAACAGCAAUUUUUUGUUUUAUUCUCUUUGUAAUUCUCAAUUGCAUUUAUUUCUGCUCUGAUCUUAAUUUUUUUCCUUCUGCUAAUUUUGAAUUUGGCAUGUUCUUGCUUUUCUAAUUACUUGACAUGUAUCAUUAGGUUCUUUAUUUGAAAUCUUACUAGAGUUUUUAUAUACUUACUUAUUGCUAUAAACUUACCCCUUAGUACUGCUUUAGUUUUGUUCAACAGGUUUUAGCAUGUUAUGUUUCUGUUUUCCAUUGUAUUAAGGAAUUUUUUAACUCCAAUCUUAGUUUUGUUGGUUUUUCCCACCCAUUGGUCAUUCAGGAGCAUGUUUUCUAACUUCCAUAGGUAUUUUUCAUAGGUGUGAAUUUUCCUCUUAUUGAUGUUUAGUUGUAUUCCAUUGUGGCCAGAUAAGAUACUUGGUAUGAUUUUGAUUUUUAAAAUUUUUUGAGACUUUUUUGUGUCCUAACAUAUGGUUGAUCCUGGAGAAUAUUCUAUGUGCUGAUGAAAAGAAUGUGUAUUCUGCAGCUGCUGGGUGAAAUAUUCUAUAAGUGUCUGUUCUAUUAGCUUCACCUAAUAUGCAGUUUAAAUCUAAUGGGUUUUUUUGUUGUUGUUGAUCUUCUGUCUAGAUGAUUUAUUCAAUGCUGAGAGUGAGGUGUUGAAGUCCCCAACUAUUGCUAUAGUGGGGUCUAUCUGUCUCUUUGGAUCUAAUAAUAUUUGUUUUAUAUAUCUAGGUACACCAGUGUAAGUUGCAUCUGUAUUUAAAAUUGUUAUAUUCUCUUGCUAAUGUAAUCCCUUUAUUAUUACAUAGUGUCUCUCUUUAUAGCUAUUGGCUUAAAUUCUGUUUUGCCUAAUCUACUCCUGCUCAGUUUUUCCAUUAGCAUAGAAUAUCUUUUCUUUUCUUUUUUUUUUUUUGAGAUGGAGUCUUGCUCUGAAACCUAGCUGUAGAGCAGUGUGUGAUCUUAGCUUCCAAAGUGCUGAGGUAACGCAUGAACCACAGCACCUGGCUGGAAUAUCUUUUUGUAAUCCCUUCACUUUAAGCCUAUGAGUGUGUUUACAAGUGAGGUAAGUUUCCUACAGACUGCAUAUAGUUGGGUCUUUAAAAAACAAUCCAUUUUGCCAGUUUAUAUGUUUAAAUUGGAGAAUGUAGUCCAUUUACAUUCAGGGCUAUUAUUGACAGGCAAAGACUUACUUUUGGCAUUUUUAAUUGUUUUCUGGUUGUUUUUUAUAUCCUUUUUUUUUCUUGCUUACCUCUUAUUUAUUUUUGUGAUUGGGUAGUUUUCUGCAGUGAUAAAAUUUGAUUCCUUUCUUUUUCUCUUUUGUAUAUCACCUCGACCAGUAAGUUUUAUCAUUUCAUGCUUUGAUAAUGGCAAUUGUUAUUUUUUCAUUUCAGAUGUAAGACUCAUUUGAGCGCUUUUAAAGUCCAGUCUAAGGGUGAUGAAUUCUCUUAGUUUUUACUUAUCUUUGAUCUGUGAAAGAUUUUAUUUCUUCUACAUUUCUGAAAGAUAGCUUUUCUGGGUAUCAUGAUCUUGGCUGGCAAUGUUUUUGUUUUAUCUUUCAAUGCUUUGACUAUAUCAUGCCAUACUUUCCUGGCAAAUAAGCUUUCUGCUGAAAAAUCCAGUUAGUCUAAUUGAGAUUCCCUUAUAUGUGACUUGAUGUUUUUCUGUUGGUGAUUUUAGAAUUCUUUAUUUGUUCUUGACUUAUGAUAGUUUGACUUUAAUAUGCCUUGGAGAGGAUCUGUUUGGCUUUAAUCUAUUUGGUGUCUUUGAGCUUCCUCGACAUGGAUGUUCAUUUAUCUUCCAAGACUUGGGAAGUUUACAACUAUUAUUUCCUUAAGUAUGUUUUCUAUACGCUUUUCCUUCUGGAUUACCCAUAAUGCAAACAUUUGCUUGAUAGCCCUAAUGGUGUCCCAUAAAUCCUAUAGAUUUUUUUCAUCAUUUUUUUUAAUUUGUUUUUGUCUGUCUGUAUUAUUUCAGAAGACCUGUCUUCAACUUCAGAAAUUCUUUCUCUCAAAGCCCUUUCCUACACCAGCAUUCUCAAAGUCUCUAUGAUUUUUCAAGCCUAGUGUAUGAACUAAAAUUAAGAUCUUUGCUGAAUUUUUUAAAAUAACCCAGCAGAAAACAAGUACUGUUCCAGUCCACUAAUAAUCUCCCUGUAAUCUGUUCAACUUUGUAAGUUGGUCAAAUCUAGCAAAGAGAUUGGCCAACUGGAAAAAUUUGAUUUUCAAAUAUACCUCUAAGUAUUCUUAUGAAAAGAUGUGACAAAGAGAUAAUGCAAUUCUUGGAGAAAGUUAUAUUUAUUUAUAAAGACCUUUGGAGGAAGGGUCAGCUAAGGCAUGAGGAGGCACUCUAAAGAAGAAGCUGGAAAACUACCUCCUAAAUAACUGGCUAACCCCAUCCUUGAGGAUUCAAGCAACCAUCUUAAGCCUCAUCCUACUUGUGGCAGAUACUGUACAAAUGAGUAGAUUAGUGGGUUAGCUUGUCAUGCUACCUUACAACUAUAAUGGAGAGGUGACAUCUGUAUGCUGGGGCUGAAAGAUGUGUCCUAUAUUUGGAUGCUCAGAUGAAACUGUCUGGGUUAAUGUCACCUUUUAGAAGAUGCAUUAAAGGGAAUGACAUACCUUUUGAAAGGGAUGCCUUCUUGAGUAUAGAAAAUGCAACCAAGACUGACAGUGGAUUGUACUGCUAUUUUGUGCACAGAGGGUGGUUCAGUGACAUGAAAGUCACCCUAUCAUUGGAGAUUAAACCAUCCAGGAACACAAGUAUUCCCAUGUCGUCUAGAGUCUACCUCUGCUCCUCCAAUGCCAUCACCCAUGAUCCAGCGACUUCACCUUCUCCAACUCAGCCAGCAGAAACUCAGAUUACAACAUUGCAGGAAACAAGGACACAACCCACCAACUCUUACACAACAGAAGGGAAUGGCACCAUGACACAAUCUUUGGUUGGUCUUUGACAUAACAAACUCAUGUCCCCACCACAGGCGGCUACCACCUCUAAGGGAAUCUCUGUGGGAAUCUGUAUUUCUGCUUUGGUGUUUCUCACUUUUUUGGAUGUCAGCAUUACCAUAAAGUAUUUCUGUGUCAUAUGCAAGAUGCUGUACCUGCAUAUGGUUUUGUUGAGUGACCGUCUAUAUUCAUCUGUUCUUACACUGCUAUAAAGAACUGCCCAAGACUGGGUAAUUUAUGAAGGAAAGAGGUUUAAUUGACUCAGAGUUCUGCAGGACUGGGGAGUAUUCAGAAAACUUACAAUCAUGGCAGAAGGAAACAAACACAUCCGUCUUCACAUGGCAGUAGGCAGGAGAAGAAUGAGAGCUGAGCAAGCAGAGGAGGCCCUUAUAAAACCAUCAGAUCUCGUGAGCACUUACUAUUAUGAAAAUAGCAUGGGGGAAACUGCCUCUGUGAUUCAAUUAACUCCUACCAGGUCCCUCCCAGGAUACAUGGGGAUUAUGGGAACUGCAAUUCAAGAUGAGAUUUGGGUGGUUAUACAGCCAAACCAUAUCACCUUCUAAUUGGAGCUUUGCCAUGUGCAGGGGAAAGACAAGUGCAAGCAGCAGACAGUAUAUACAUUAUUGAGGUUAAUCUUUAUGUCGUGGAAUAAAGUGGUGCCCAUGACUGCAGAAAACGGUGACCAGAUACUACCGUGUCAGACAUAUUUUAAACUCCAGGAUUUUUUUUCUGUUUUAGUUUCAUCUAGCAUUUCAACAUGUCAGUAAUAUUGAGUAGAGUGAGUCUCUAGCUCUGAAUUCUGUAGAGCCAGCUUCAUUGUUAAUAUAGUUCUCAUUUUUUAUACUAAAAUGGACUCAAUCUUUCUGAUCAUUGCAGAGUUCCCUCUCAAACAUGAACACUUUAGAAUUGCAUGUUCUCUUUAGACUCCAUAAAUCCUGUGUCCAUCAAAGAGAAUAAUCACUGAAAACAUAGGAAAUGAACUUCUAUCUUGGCCACCAAAGCUGUCCAGAAGAAAGAAAUAGGACUUAAAACUCAAAUCUAAUUUGAAACUUCAUUUGGAAGAAAUUCGUGGUUGUUUCUUAUUUCUAUAUUAUAACUCCAAAUGUUACAUUUCUUAGUUUCCCCCAAGGGUGCCCAAUGAACCCAGGCUUUUAUUUCAUCCAUGGAAAUAAAAUAGGAGUGAGUCUAAUUUGGGUGUAACAGGUAUAUCUGUUUCUCAUGGCUCUGGAAAUAUGAUGCUUUCAGUACUUGAUCCCGGGAUCAGUGUAGCUAUUUUGCCAGUCAAAAGAAGCUGAGUAUUUUACCAGUCAAAAGAAGUGAAUAUGGACCAAGCAGACACUAGGAGGAGAAAAUCAUUUGCUAUGUGAUUAAACACUUUUAUGCUGCUUCUAUUACAUUUGUGCCACAAUGCUAGGCACUAUGGUAAAUAACCAUCAGGUUCUCAGAACUUAUUUUUACAAGGCAGGGCAGAAAUGAAAGGGAAAAGAGGAAAGAGUAGGAAAAAAGCCUUUCUACCUUAGAAAAGUUACAUUGCAAGUAUUAUAGUGUUUGAAACUGUCACUAGUUUCAGCCCAAAUUCUAAACUUAUAAAUGCCUUCAUAUCACUUAUAUAUUUAAAAUUGUUUCAGAAAGUUGAAGGAUCUUUUUCAUAUCUAGUCAAUUACAGUGUUUUUUUUUUGUAAUACAAUUGUGAAGCUUAUUGUAAACAUACCUUCAGUUACCAGCAUAAUUGUUUAGAAAUAUAGAUUUGCAAGGGCUAGAUUUGUCAGAAGAGAACCAUUUCUACAUGAAGAGUAAAGGUUGAGUAUUACUUUCUAUUUCAAUUUGAGUAAACCCAGAACAAUUUAUGCUUGGUGUUUAGAGGUACUCCAACCAUAAUGGUCUAGGAGGACAGGAUGCUCGCUUUCAAAGGCAACAUUUUCAACACUGUUCUGCAGAGGUCUAACUAAGAAAGUAAUAGAUCCUUUGAAUGAAGGUCCUAUGGGAAGUAAAAUUUUGAUUCAUGGUAUUUCAGAUUUUCUAAAUGAGACCAGCCUAAUCUAGCCUAAAUAUUUUUUUUCAUACUACAGUGUUUGUUUGUUUUUUAAAUUUGAUGCAGCAUGCAUAAACCUGGGAAUUUGAAAUUAAAGCUCAUAUUUGUAGCUUCUCUGAAAAGACAUGGGCAGAUUAGACUGCAUUCCUGUGUGGUCAGGGCCCCACUAGAUGGGGCCACAUUCUCUAGCCCCCAAGUCCUCGUCUUUCCUGCCUCCUCACUUUUGUUACCUGCCUGGUACCUGUAGGGCUUUGAGUUUAUGGCACCUGCCCUAUUCUCCAUACUCUUCCUGGAGAGUUAUUAUAUGUGGUAAAGGCUCUGGGAAUAUGGUUAGCUUUGUUUAACAAGCAUUGCCAAAACUUGCAUGAACACAUGAGCACAGUGACUAGUAGCAUUCUGUGAAACAGAAUAUAUAGGGACUUAGAAUAGUAAACAGAAUUAAGAAUAGGAUGUGAGUUCUGAUCCUAACUCUUAGCAGUAACACCAUAUGACAUUAGGGCACAUUAUUCUUUAUGUCUAAAUCUUUUUUAUCUGUUAGAUGUAAUCAUUUCCAUACCAGCAAUGUCAUAUGAUGAUAACUCCAAUAAACUGUUACUUGAAAAAAUACACUACAGAUUCUGAAGCAGUUUGGAGAAUUUAUUUUAAAAUACUAUACGAACGCAAAGUGUUUCCUCAGAAAAUUUCUUAGUAAUAGCAGACCCAGCAUUAGUGCUCAGUAAAUAAUUUCAGUGGUGUUAUAUUCACAAGGCUCUUGGGUAUCUCUUUUUUAAAUAGUUUAUUUUUCAAAAAGUUGAUGAGAAAUUUUGCUCUGCUCUUAUACUAUAAAAAGUUGUCAGUAACUGAGAGAGAGAAUAGAUGAGAAGGGAGAAAAUGGUGGAAUCUAGUUACUUAAUAUGGAUUUUUCCUAAACAUACAUUAAUCUUAUAGAUUGCAUUGAGUUUUGUUUUUUAUUUUUGAUUCUUUGAGAAGGAGUUGAUAUUCUAUUAUCUACAAUCUGUCUUGGAACAUUGGGACAUUGGUGUAAUUAAGACUGUAUAUUUAAACUUAAAAUUUUUUUCAUAUCUUUAAGAAGUGGCAGAACCCAUUGUUCACUUAUGUCUAUAAAGAUUAAAUAAUUUUGCAAGUACAUGAAAGUGUGAGGAACUCAGCGAUUGUCUAGGUUCAUUUGUAUGUGCACUCAUCACUAACAUUUUUUGUUUUUUUCAUCUGAAAAAAAAAAUCUUCUGCUUGCUUAGUCUGUUAUUGAAGCUUUCAAUUGUAUUUUUUUAUUUUGUUUCUUGAAUUCUUCAGCUGUAGAAUCUCUAUUUGGUUCUUUUUUAUAUCUCUCUCUUUAAUUUCUCAUUUCUGGUUUCAUUGAUUUGUUAAUCUGUACUAAGUUUUCUUAAGAUUUUUUUUUAAUUAUUUCUCUGGCAUUUUUUAUCUUUCCUUAUAUUUGGGUUCCACUACUAGAGAAUUAUUGUGUUCCUUUGGAGGUGUCAUGUUUCCUUGCUUUUUCAUGUUUGAGGUGUCCCUGCAUUGGUUUCUGUGUACUUGGUGGAAAAAUCAUACCAUCCAAUUUUAUGGAGUAGGUUUCAUAAAGAAAGGUUUAUUCAUAUGAAUGGGUUUUGGGAUAUUAGUUGGGUGAGGUGCAUUGGCUGUGGUCCUAGGUGGAUGCAGUAGUGUAGUAUCCACAUAGUUUCUUCUGAUGCAGUCCAUAUAAUGGCAUUUGUGAGUGUUUCAGUGGCCCAGGCUGAGAGAGUUUCCGGACAGUGGUGGUGCAGCUUUGGCUAAGGGUGUCCUCACUGUGCCAUUUCUCAGGUUGGAGGUGCAUGCCUGUAUAUAAUGGUUUAGCCACCUUGGAGCUGGCAUUGGGGUUAUGGGGAGUUACUCUGACUGGGAGUUUAUACACAGAGUUGCUUGACCACCUGGGGGUGUGACCGCCAAGAGCUGCCCAUAGCACUGUUUCUCAAGGCCUGGGAUGGCGGUGCAAGGCUGUUGAGCUGACCUGGGGCAUGUCAUCCAGGGCUGUUCUGGGGGGUGCUGCUUCUCAAGCCUGGGAUGUAGGUACACAGCCACUUGGCUGGCUUGGAGGCUUGUAUACUGGGAAGGUCCCCAGAGCUAUUUCUCAGGCCUGUGUCAUGGGCCAACAGCUGCUCAGCCAGCUUGGGUGAUUGCCCUCCAGAAGCAGCCUGCAGGGUUCUUUCUCAGACUGUGAUUGAGUGCAUUGGGCCUUUGAGUGGCUCAGGGUGUAGGGCACCACAGGUCUGUCUGUACUUCCUUGGAUGCAGGCGUGUAGUACUUCACCCAGCCCCAGAGCAUGUCAUUUGCUUGGAGGCUUCACAGACUAUCCCCCUCAGGAGAGGGCACGCAGCAGUUUGGCCAGUUCAAGGGUAGGUGUACACUAGACAGGAUUGUCAAACGGUUUUUGUGUCUGGAAGUUAGUUGGUUUCUCUACUAUAGGACCAGAGUGACAGCCAAUCCUGGACCCAGGCUCCAUGCAGCUUAGGUUGUGGCAGUCAGCCACCCAUUUGGGCUUGGGAAUGAAGAUAGAGCCCCAGUGGUGUAGAGGUACAGUGUUAGUGACCUACAGAGCAGGGUACACUCCUGAUGUUACUCUGGUCUUAAGAUGGCUCUGUGCUGUAGAAACUUGAUGUACAAGGCUAGGUGGGAGUGGGGAGUGCACACUAUGUGGAUUCCUGGAAGCUCUCCAAACUGGGCUCACUGCUUGUGAAGACUAUGAGAUUCUCUUGUAGAAAGGAUGUAGGUGUUUGUGGUAGCAAUGGGGGCUGGUAGUGUUCUUCUGCUUGCCUUUUCCCUGUAACAGGAAGUUUCCACCGAUUUGGGGCAGAUUCUCAUCUAAUCAGAGAAGAUAGAGCUACAGAGGCUAGGUGUCUCCAAGCUGCUCACCUGGACUUCUAGUCUCCACAGGUGCAUCUCCAUCCACUUCCAUGCUGUGCUCAAAUGCUCUCCCUUCAACAUUCCAAUCAAAUCUCGUCUGUUUAUUCAUUGCCUUGUCUCUUUCUUGUAUGGGGGGACUAGCAUCAGGCAUCUGUAGUCAGUGUUCUUGCUGAUGUCACUUUGUUUUAUUUUUCUGGAUAUUUCUGAUCUGCAGAUGAUAAAGUUUGUUGGUACAGAACCUGCAGUUAUAAAAGGCCAACUGUACACUUCUUAUACUCUUGUAAGAACAGGCCAUUUUUGUUUUGGUUUUUUUUUUUUUUUUAAUACAGAUUUGCAUAUGGUUUUACUGUUUGAAGUUAUCCCUUGGCUUUUUUGCCUCAAACAUACUUAUAAUGCAUAGCCUAUAAUAUCCAGUUUUGGAUCUCUCAAAACAACAAACUUUUUUUAAAAUAUUAGAGUAAAAUGGUGUUCUCACCUUUUCUCUCUGGAAUACACUCAAAAGCAACAAAUAGAAUGAGAAAGAGAAACAAAACUAUCUUUGACAAUAUCAAAUCUUAAACUAUACAUAUUACAAAGUAUAAUGACGGUAAAAGAGGGAUUCUGAAAGAUACGAAGAGGACAUGCUCACAGUUACAGAUCUCAGACAAAAUCAACAGAACAUAGUUAUCUAAAGUGUCGUAUCCUGAAGAAGAAAAUCAACAAUCCCUAGUUUGAAACAAACACAACUGAUGACCAGCAUGGUGCUUCCCAAUUUGACACAAAAAAAAAAAAAAAAGAAAAAGAAAAUGGAGCACCCAAGAAAUCACACUGAAGAAACCUGUUUUUAGGAAGCAAAAUAGGAAAGGUUAUGAGUUCUGAGUUAUCUUACAACUGCUGCUCUUCGGAUGGUAGACGAGAGAACUAAAGGCUAUAAUUGAACACACACAAUUUUGUGAGAUGAGAGUUUUUGCUGCCUUGAAGUUCAGGCCUGGAUUUAGUCCAAUAUAUUCUUCUGCAAAAGUUUUCUCCAGCAGGAGCUCAUUUGAUUCAAAAAAUAUGGCAAACUUAAAAAGGAUGGGGAGUGUGUCAUCUGCAUGGGUUCCGUACAAAAGGGGAGAGCUUUUCUGGAAGGCUUCACAAGAAAUUGAAUGAGACAAAGCCUUGCUUUCCACUACCCUUCAUACUUUUUUAAAUUCAAAAGAAACUUAGUGCAAUAAUAAAAACAAUAGAGACUUUGAAAAUAAUAAUAAAUUCAUUUAAACAUUUGCAAAUAAAUAUGAGUACAAGUCCUUUCAGAUUUUUACUCAUUUUAUCCAGCCUUUCAUUUAUUCUGACCACAUCUAAUUGACAGCAAUUUCUUUAGGUGACUCUCCUUUAUCAGAUCUUUCACAAAGGCAUUCAAUAUGUAGAAUCAAUUUUUCCUGUUGCUUUCAUAUUUCAUUUGUUAUGUAAUAUUUAUUUAUAUGAUAGAUUGAGUAUUCCUUAUCUAAAAUGCUUGGGACCAGAGUGUUUCAGAUUUCAGAUUUUUAAAAAAUAUUUACCUUAUAUACUUAUAAGUUGAGCAUCCCUAAUCUGAAAAAUCCAAAAUCUGAAAUGCUCCAAUGAGCAUUUCCUUUGAAUGUCAUGUUCACACUCAAAAAGUUUCAGGUUUGGGGGCAUUUCAGGUUUUGGAUUAGGUAUAUUCAAUCUGUAUGUUAUGGCAAUAAUGUAACUGGCAUAGCAAGUUUAGAAAUAAAUACAAUUGACCCUGUAACAUAAAGCUUACCUAGAGGAGCAUAAACACAAUUGAACUAGAGAGAGGCCUGCUAAAUACAGGAGUUCAACAUACUGUAGGUAUUUGUUUUAGGGGAAAAAAAAAGUAAUGCUCUUUAAUGGAUUUGUUAAGUGAAUGUUAAAAGAAACUACCUUAAGUAUGGACAUAUGCUAUUUUGUUUCUGUUGCAUUUGAAUUUUGCUCAACGAUGUCUUGUUCUAGAUACAGUGUUGUAAAAUUUAAUUUUAAUCAAAAAAUGUUUGAGCUCCUCCUGUGUUCCCUAAGCGUAAUAACAAAUGAAAGUAAAUACUUUCCUUUUUAGUUGUUGAAAUUAAACAAUAUUAAUAGGAUGUUACUGGUGGUUUUAAUUAUGAUGUGCUGCAUACCCUGUAUCAGUAUAAAAGUUUUAAGUAA
Callithrix jacchus (white-tufted-ear marmoset) is the source of this 17934-nucleotide messenger RNA. It is a transcript of the gene METTL25, whose product is annotated as methyltransferase like 25. Lineage: Eukaryota; Metazoa; Chordata; Mammalia; Primates; Cebidae. The record is from RefSeq and is a predicted model, not a curated record.